AUGGAACGGCGAAUGGAUCGUCGUGAACGUGAGCGCGAACGCUCCCGCCAGAGCAGUUCCAACGAUCGUGUCGACUUGGAUUCACGCACGCCUCUGGCCUGGCAACACCGAGAUUUCAAUUACCAGCACAGCGCCAAUAGUCAGUCCAAUUUCCACGAAAGAUAUCCAGAAGGUGUACCGUCAUCGAGCUCCGAUCGCUUUUCUCACCCGAGUUUGGGUUCACGGUCAGCCCGCUCUGCGGCGGCAGCGAUGGAAGAUGGACGGCAGCUUGGAGGAGGAGGAGGCCAGCAACAACAGGCGGGCAAGAAGAGGAUGAUGCGCGAUCACGCAGGUGCAACCAGCGCCCGAGGGCCCGCCACUGGUGGUGGCGCUCAUAAGAAAGCCUCGACUUCUUCAUCGACAGGAACCAGCAACCACACCGGAAUGGCAGCCGCAUCGUCGUCGUCGGCAGCAGAAGGAGGAGGACCCGGCGGGGCUAACCGCAAUUCCUCCUCGGCUCGCCCAUCGCGUUCCAGCCAGGAAACAACGACCGGAUCGAGCAGCGAAACGGAAACAGACGCCGAGAGAAUGCAGCCAAGCCGGCCUGGAACUAGUGGGACAUUGCGCUCGAUGCAGUCGAUGCCCUUGUUGACUCCGCUUCAGCAACAUCACCUGGUUCAGCAGCAACAACAGGCCGGUUACAAUCCGGUCUUGGCGGCCGCCGGAGGCAUUUACGGUGUCGUCGGAAUGCAUCCAGGGAUGAUGCCGCAUCCAGCUCAACUUCACGCCGCAGCAGCAGCAGCGGCGGCUGGAAAUCCGACAUGGAAUGGAGAGCCUUGUCCAGUUCACGGAUCCGGAAUCCAUCCGGCUCACCACCAAAUGCCGAUUGCUCAUUACCAGACGCCCCACGGGACGAUUGCGGCUUACCCGCAGCCGCUUUACAGCAGCAUGUCCAUGAAAAGGGCGGCGUCGAUCCACGAAAUGGCCAUGGCCACUCCGCUGCCGGCCAUCAUGCCGCCGCCGCCGCCUCCGCACCACGGGCCCAUAUACGGAACUCUACCGCAUCCGGGCCAUGGUGGUGGUCACCACCAGUUCCUGAUGCCACCGCUGCCCAGUCACGAGCAGCCGACACAUUUCGUCAUGAUGACAACGGCCCCGUCGUCCAUGAUUCACGGUCCGCCAGCGUCCUCCCUGGGCGGACGGAGGACACGACAGCAAGGACGAUCCGGCGGAGGACCCGGGUCGCUUCCACCGAUGCCAGCGCCGUCCCAGAUGGCCACCAUGCAGAGACAAGGACGCCCAUUGGUGGUCAACGGCAAAAACGGACAGCCGGAACCCUUGCCAGUCAGGCACGACGCUCCUCCUCUGCCACCCAAGAUCCCGCCGUCAGACGUGGCCUCCAAAACGGCGUCCAGGACCAGCAGCGCCGCCAAACCCUUCAGCUACAACGCCUGCUGCAAAGGCAAUGUCGUGGUCCUCUGGGUCAUCCUGGGCAUCAUCGGACUGGGCGUCGUCCUGGCCAUCGUCUUCUACUACGCCUUCCAAUAAUUAAAAAAGAAAAUGGACAAUUUUUGUGUCAUUUAAUCGGACGGAAUUUUUCUUAUUACUGUGUGACUUUUUGAUAUGUACGUACAUUCACCUGGUUGAAGAAAUUCGCAGGUGGAUGUUUUUUUUGAAAAUUUCUUUUUCAUCAAAAUUUUUCUUCCUAUUUCGCUUACGGCUCAAUUUUUUUCCUACCUUCAAGUGAGUGUAAA
Molecule: messenger RNA, 1733 nt
Organism: Daphnia pulex (common water flea)
Lineage: Eukaryota; Metazoa; Arthropoda; Branchiopoda; Diplostraca; Daphniidae
Product: one cut domain family member 3-like
Exons: 3
Coding region: 1-1527 (508 amino acids)
Source: RefSeq, a predicted model, not a curated record